Molecule: messenger RNA, 1643 nt
Organism: Lolium perenne
Lineage: Eukaryota; Viridiplantae; Streptophyta; Magnoliopsida; Poales; Poaceae
Product: coniferyl alcohol acyltransferase-like
Molecular function (GO): acyltransferase activity, transferring groups other than amino-acyl groups
Source: RefSeq, a predicted model, not a curated record
UUUAGCAAAAAAAAUCCUUCUUCGCUUGAACCCAGCAUACAUUACGCUACUGAUGGGGAUGCCUACAUAAAGCUAGAUAAUGGCAUUGCAAUACUUAUGCAUGUACACCUAGCUAGCUUGCUGAUCCUUAGCUCAAGCAAGAUAGGACACGAAGGUGGUAGCUAGGUCGCGAAAUUGUCAAUGGCUUCCGGUGGCUCGGUCGUCCAGGUGGUGAGCCGGCGCUUGGUGAAGGCCUCCUACCCGUCCAUCGAGCCUCACGUGCUGGCCUUCUCCAACCUCGACCUCUUCUCCAACGACGUACAAGGCUCUGUGAUAUGCGUCUACCCCAAGCCCGCCGGCUCCAGCGACUUCAGCGCCGUAGUGGCCACCUUCGAGGCCCACCUACCGCGUUAGCUCAACUACUUUUACCCUAUGGCUGGCCGCAUCGUGGUGGAUCCGAGCUCCGGCGUCCCCGAGUUGCACUGCUACAACCAGGGCGCUGAGCUCGUCGUGGGAAACGCGGGUGUGGAGCUGUGGAGCCUGGACUGGGGCCUCUCGGAGGGGUCCCUCAAGAGGAUCCAGCUGCCGCACGCCCAGGAGGUGGCGCUCUCGUUGCAGCUGGUGUCCUUCACCUGCGGCGGCUUCGCCGUUGUGUGGGCCACCAACAGCCUGAUCGGUGACGGGAACGUCGGGGCGAUGCUCGUGAGGAUGUGGUCGGAGCUAGUCCGCACGGGGAGCAUCUCCGGUGGAGCCCCCACCCAUGACCGCUCGGUGUUCGGCCCUCGUGACCCGCCGACGUACGGCCCAUCCGUCGCCGGGAUGUUCAUGCCGUGGGACCACGAGACCGAGGUGAACGCCCUGACUGCGGAGGAGAGCUUCGUGGAGCGUCUCUACUACGUGGAGGAGCGCGACAUCACCAUGCUCCGCGAGAAGGCGAGCAGCAUUGGGAGCGGCGUGCCCACGCGCGUCCAGGCCUUGUCCGCCUACCUAUGGAUGGCCCUUGCGGGCAUCGUGGGAACGUCGAAGCUGCCGCACGUGGAGGAGAGACGCUGCCGCAUGCUGUGGUGGAUCGACGGCCGGCAGCGGUUCUCGUCCCCCGAGCUCCGCGCCUCGCUGCGCGACUACAUCGGCACGGUCACGUCCUACGUGGUCGGGGACGCGGCGGUCGGCGCGGUGGUGGGCAAGCCGCUGGCGGGGGUGGCGGACAUGGUGCGGGAGGCCAUCACGUCGGUGGACUACGACGAGCUGUACCAGCAGAUGGUGGACUGGAUGGAGGUGCACAAGCCGGCUAAGUUCUUGGAGAGGUCCACCUUCGGGCUCGGCAGCCCUACGCUGGCUCAGACCUUCUGGUCCUCCUUCCCUGGCGACACCGACUUCGGAUUCGGCGAGGCCGCGCUGGCCAUGCCAGUCCACGCCAGCCUCCGCAGGCUCUGCUCAGGCUUUAUAUGCAUCUCUGCCAAGCCAGCAGACCCCGGGACGUGGAUUCUCAGCGCCUUCAUAUGGCCGCGCCUCGCGGCGGCGCUCGAGUCCGACGAGCAGCGGAUCUUCAAGCCUCUCACGGCGGAGUACCUUGGUCUCACCCGUGGCAAGUACCGGCUGCGAGCCGCCACCAGACCUCGGCUCUGAAUUCUUGUCAGGUCGAUUCGCAAUUGUGUGUGGUUUCC